CACAACUCUAGGCCUAGUAGAUUUAAGUAGAUCUAGAUCUCUAGAUCUAGAUCUAGAAAAAUCGAGGUUUAUUUUUGGACAAAGCAGUUUGGUUACUGAGCAACAUUCAGAAUGGAAAAUGAUGAAGAUAACUUUUCAAUAAUUAGUGGAACAACAAAUGGAUCAUCUCCAUUGCUUGUCUCAUCCAUUUCAGGGAAUUUGUUCAAGAAAUUCCUUUCUCAUAACAGAAAUAAUUUGAACACAGGCAUUACAAGUGGGAUAGAUGACAGUAAUAGAACAUUGUCUCCCGUGAUCUCUAUACAGAGUACAGAACACUUCAAAUAUCAGCGUGAUGAAAUGGCAUUCUCGCCUACUCAAGAAACGAGUGUCACAAAACUUGACCACGGUGAGCAUCCAGUUCAAAGUCCAGAUUUGGCAGACUCAAAUGAUUUAUUUGUUUCAACCACAAAUCCUGGUUUAGAAAUGGACGGAAGUGAAAACAAAUCAGUGAUUGCUGAUAGGACUGGUAUAUCUAACAACACAACUGUAAGCUCAACACUACAUGAUCUAGAAAAAGGUGGGAGUGAAGAUUCAAAAAUGUUCGACACAAUGGAUAACCCAAACCACAAAACGAGUCUCACAUCGGAUGAAGAUAACCAGAGUGUUGCAUCAAUUAGCACUAUCCCGCCCACCCCGCCUGAUUUAAAGUCACAUUUGACUUCACUUAUACAUUCACAAAAGAAAAAAAGAACACCUUCUGUUAAUGCCAUCUGUGUUGAUGUUGCUGUGAGUAAACAAACUGACCAAGAACAUCUUUCUUCAGAAGGAAGUGUCAAAUCUUGCAACUUACUACAAACUACACUUACAAAAAUAUCACCUUGUACAACAAAUGAAGACAAGAAAACAAAUGUUGAGUUGCCAUUAACUACUCAAAUUGAAUCUUACCUGACCGAAAACACACUUCAAGGGAGGCAAUGCAUUGAACAAGAGUUAACUAAACAAGUUAUCUCCCUGAACAGUAAAUUGUUAUUGAAUAAUAAAGAAUUUGAGGAAGUUAACACAUCUAGUUAUUCACACAACAAAACAGAAAAAAAGGAAAUCAAAACAACCUGUACUAAACAACCUGAGGCACUGAUGGAUGUUAAUGAAAAAAUUACACUUAAAAAGACAAGCAGUGAUUUGACUAACAAUCCACUUAAAAGCAACUAUACAGCUGAUAGAGAUGUUAUGACACAGGCUUCUCAAACCCCUCUUUUCUGUGAAAGUCAAGAAAGUGAAAAAUCUGCCCACAGUUUAAGUCUACAGGUCCACAAUAAAGAAAUAGAAUCAAUAAAACGUCUGUUAGCUCUAUGUGAUAGACUUAUUGCUAAACUAGAUGUUUCAAAACCGGUUGAUGUUUCUGCCCAGCUGUCGAAGUUUGAAACAAUAACACAGAAAUUAAACGCAGGUUUAGAGGAAGAAAUGAAAAAAGUCUUUGCCCUGAAAAAAUCCAAAAGAAAAUCUGGCCAGUUUGAAACAGUCUCUAAACUGAAAUGCAGACAGGAAAUGCUUGAAGAGAAACGCUCACUCCUACAGAUGGUGUUUCAUAAACAGGAAAUUAUUAAGAAAAAAAUUUUUGCAGCCCAAGCCAAAUCUUCAUCUAUCAAUGAAGACUCAAGUUCUGGUAUUGAACAAGGAAAUGAACCAAACCAAGCAAAUAUUUGUUCACAGACAAAACACAAAAAUCUGGCCGCUGGGUUAUCUCCUACUUGUGACACACAGACUACACUUUCACAAGAAAUUGAAUGCAACACAGUUACAGGUAUGGCCUUAACUUUAGAACAAGAUAGAAAACUUGGUCAUAAUGUUGCUGAAGUGGUCUCUGAUAAAAAACUUAAUGCAAAUCCUGCAUUACCUGAACUAGAUAAUAACAAAAUAGUGAAGAAAUCUGUUAUGGGAAACUCACAGGAUGUUGGUAGGAAUAGCUCAUCUUGUGAGGGUUCCUAUGAUUUACAGCUAUCUAGAGAUGAAAUGGGAAGCAACUCUUCACCUGUUACAUCUCACAAAGAACAACAUAUCCAGUUACCAUCAGAAAAAGAUGGAGGAAAUGACACUAGUCAUAAAGAUGUCACAUCACUCCCCCUGUCAUCUGACAUUGAGCUUGUGACUGAUGAUAAAGAUAAACACAAAUAUAAAUCACAGUGUUCAGAAGUGAAUCUUGAUCUUCAUACAGGUCCUGGAGUGUUGAUUUCUAACUCUAAAGAAAAAGAGUGUAGACCUGUUACAAAAUAUAUAUCACAAGACCGACCUGUUGAUAAUGCUGUAGGACAACAGAGCACUACAAUUUCAAACAGGACAAAUUUAGAAAAAAAUGUGAAUAAUUCAAAACAAGAUUCUUCAAGCAAACACGAAUUGAUUGAUUUAGAAUGUGAUGCUUCUCACGAUGUCAGUAGUCCCUUAAGGGUAGAGGUCAAGGAACAGGCUAAAGUUCCGAUGAAUGGAGAAAAUUUAAAUACAGAUCCAUGUGAGGAUGUAGACAGUAAAGGUUCUGCCUUAUUAAAACUAGGUGUAGUGUGUGACAAUACAGAUAAAAUACGUAAUCAACCACAUGGGAGUGAGACCCGUAUCUGUACACAGCAUCAAUUAGUGGAGGGCGUAAAUGAGAAGGAAACCAAAGUUCAGAGUCAUCACUCACAAACUCAGAGCGCACCAAAAAGUACAACUCCUGCAGAUGAUAUUCCAAUGUCAUCAUCUACGCUGAUUUCCUCGCAGAGAUCCACACAAGUAGUUCCUAGUGCACUUGUAACUCCUUCGUUUUCUGACUCAACCAAGCCCGGAGUCACAACAAAAUCUCCAUCAUCUGACUCAACCAAGGCUGGAGUCACAACAAAAUCCCCUCCAUUGUCUGACUCAACCAACCCUGGAGUCACAACAAAAUCUCCAUCAUCUGACUCAACCAAGGCUGGAGUCACAACAAAACCUCCAUCAUCUGACUCAACCAAGGCUGGAGUCACAACAAAAUCCCCAUCAUCUGACUCAACCAAGCCUGGAGUCGCAAUAAAAUCCCCAUCAUCUGACUCAACCAACCCUGGAGUCACAAUAAAAUCCCCAUCAUCACCUGACUCACCCCAGCCCAGCGUCACAACCAAGCAACAGACCUCUCCCUGCUCUACAGCCAGCAGCAGCCUAUUCCCUGUGUCGUCCAUGGAGAUAGUCAGACGGCUGGAGAACAGAUUCACCUUGCAGGGUCUUUCAGCUGUGGCAGCUAGGGACCAUAACCUACCUCAGCCAUACACAACAAGGUACACAACUCUUGCUGAACCGAACAAAGGGAAUACAACUCCAUCUAAACAAAACCAGGGGUGCGCAACCCCGCUUGACGUAAACAAAGGAAACAAAGCUCUACCUGAAUCAAACAAGGGGCAAACAACUUGCCCCUUAUCUAACUCAGAAACUCCCACCUCCUGCAGAACUUUACCCCCCAAACCACCAACUGACACCCACAUUUUCUCUAACCCAGCCCACACUGAGUUAAGUGAAAAUAUUAGCCAUCACCAUGGCAACAUGGAUGAGCCCAACAGUAACACCCCCUACUUGAAAACUCCAUACAAGAAGAAAACAGUUUCUGCUGAACCUAUUAAAAAAGCUGAAAAUUCUGGUAAACCCAGAGGCAGGCCCAGGAAAAGAAAAUCUCCCAUAGAAGAUGAGGAGAGUCCACAUGAGAAGAAAGGCAAGCAGGGAGAUAUUGCAAAUUACUUUUCUAAACUCACAUCUCAAGGAGAGAGUUCAAAACCCACUCAGGCAACUGGAAGUAGCAUGGAUGCUUUGGUGUCAAAUCCCUCUGAAACUUUUUUCCCUCAGGUGGAAGACUCAUCACAGUUCAGGAAGUUCAAUGAAGGCAUGGAGACCACUUCAAGUGCAGUGGGACCCCUACCUGGAAGUAUGGGACCCACAACUAGCUGGAUGGGCCCCUCAACGAGCUGGGUGGGCCCCACAGCCAGCAUGAUGGAACAAGACCGAGUGGACGUUCUCACACUGUUGAAAAGUUUAAAGACGGUGGAGCUGAUAGCGGACCAGGAAGUGACCGGGACCUCAGAGGAUUUCCCUACAGACUUCUGGACUGAGAACUUUUCCGAUAUUAAAAUGUCGAAAGCAUUAUGGGAUAGUGUUGACAGCUGGUGA
Messenger RNA from Physella acuta, 4140 nucleotides. Its product is annotated as dentin sialophosphoprotein-like. The record is from RefSeq and is a predicted model, not a curated record. Lineage: Eukaryota; Metazoa; Mollusca; Gastropoda; Physidae.